This is a messenger RNA of Salvelinus namaycush (lake trout), 4357 nucleotides long. RefSeq names its product midnolin-A-like. The transcript has 6 exons. Bases 1119 to 2336 code for a protein of 405 amino acids. Gene Ontology annotation, molecular function: protein binding. NCBI's taxonomy places the organism in Eukaryota, Metazoa, Chordata, Actinopteri, Salmoniformes, Salmonidae. The record is from RefSeq and is a predicted model, not a curated record. Gene Ontology annotation, cellular component: nucleus.
UGAGUGAGUGGGUGGAUGGAGGGAGGCAGGUGUGCCGGGAACGGUCUGACGCAGUCUGGCUGAAGCGAGUGGAUGGGGUGGUGCUAUAUUUAGCAACCGAUGUGACAGGUUCUGGCUGCUUUUCUCUGCCUGUCUACGUCACUGAUUCUACGCUGGCCCUCUGGGUGCUACCCAUGUGACAGGUGAUGCUGUUCUUUAUCAAUGAUGAGACUGGACCAGAAUACUAAGCAGAGGAGAAGAGACCAAAUGCUUUGGACAGUACAGGAUAAAAUAACUUAGAAUACAAAUGUUAAUAUACUGUUGAAUGAAAUUGAAAAAACAAUUAUAGAAUAUUGUGGAGUUGCUAAUUAUUAAAUUCCAGAUCUGUAAAAUGUUUGGACUUUUGUGCAUGAAUGGUAGGCUUUUAUAGUCAUCAUGUUGAUAGCACAAUGCAACGCAUAAACAUAAGUGUGUGAGGAAAUCUCCUACAUAUCACACACAUAGCACUCUAACAUGAGCCCAUUCUUCUCAAAUGAAAUCCAUUCUUCUUUUUCAAUAUAAAUGAUAGUUUGUAUUUGUCAAGCAUAAAAAGCAGGCGACAUUCUUCCUUUCCUGAUUACAUCACCAUCUUUAUGAAUGGUAUGGUGCUUGGAGGUACAAGAACAGGGAUGGAUCAUGUCCACAAGUGGGAAGUAAGUAUAUAGAGCUGGCAAGACCGUGCUGCCCAACACUAGGCUCUCGGGUCAUAUUGAUUGGCUAGUAUGAACAGUAGGAGGAUUUAACAGUAAUCAAAUACAGAUGCUUCUACCUACAGUUCAGUGGAUGUGCGGGUUUGAGUCUGAGGAAGACAGGACAGCCAUGAUAUGGUGGUCUAUUGUGGUUAUCUAUCUUCAGUUAGAAGCUUCGAAAAAAACGUAUUGAUGUACUUGGCUCCAUUAACAAACAAAGACAAAGAAGAUAGAAAAUCGAACUAUUUUAUAUUUCGGCAGAAGUGUAUUGGAGUUGUGUGGGUCAGUUCCAAAGAGUCUACAUUUUGACAAGAGGACACUAGCUACUCUCUCUCAUACGACCCAAAUAAAGGGCUAGAAUCAUUCCCAAGCAUUCCAUUACCGUCCGACCUCCAGAACGUAGCCCAGCGAAUGGACGAUCAUCAACCCGGCACACAGAGCUUCAUUCCCCGUGAGGCUCCAGUCUGCGCGUCGGUACCUACUAAACCGCCCAUGCGCUUGUCCAUAAGCUCGACCACCGGCAGCCGCUUCGAGCUCUCUGCCCAUCCGGGAGAGACGGUGGAGGUGGUGAGAAGACGACUUUCGCAAAAGCUCAGAGGGUCGAAGGAAAGAUUCGUCUUGCUGCAUAAGGAAGCGUGCUUGAGUAUAGGGAAACUCCAGGACCUGGGUAUAGUUGAUGGGAGUAAACUGAUGCUGGUCCCAACUAUUGAAGCAGGCUUAUUGACCCAACCAUCCGGAACAGAGCAGACCAUAAUGCAAGCUUUGGAGAGUUUAACUGAAACUCAGGUCAGUGAUUUCCUGUCUGGCCGUUCACCCCUGACCCUUGCCCUCGGGGUCGGUGAUCACGUGAUGUUUGUCCAUUUACAACUGGCCCCCCAGAAUGUUGCUGGGCAGCAGCAGAGACACCUCAUUGCCCGGAGCGCGGGCAUGGCUGUGGUUGAACAGGGUGACUGCAGUGUGGCUGGUACUCCCACCUCUAAGAAACCAGCUGCCGGGGAACCAGGUGCUGUCAUAGAGAGCUUUGUGAGCCAUGCCCCAGGAGUCUUCUCAGGAACCUUCUCAGGCACUCUACACCCAGCCGGUCAGGACAGAACCACAUCAUCCAGGCAAGGCAUCAACACCAUCCUCCAGAUCCUCAAUGACCUGCUUAGUGCUACUCGCCACCACCAGGGGGCUCCACUGUCCCUCUCCCAGCUCCGCUGCCCUCCUCCCAGCACUCCAACCAGCAGCACCCAGAGUACCCCCACCUCGCCCUCCCCACCGCCCUCACCUCUCACCCCGGAUCCCGUCACCACUGCUACCUCAGGACCACUUAUGGACCACGUCAGCCAGGGACAGAGCCGCUCAUAUAAACCUACUGCAGACCAGUGUUUCAGUCAGUCCAAGGAGAACCAGGCAUUGCGCUGUAAACUGCAGCGUCUUCAGAUAUUGAUGCACCAGAGACGCCUGCAUAGGUGGGCACGCAGGGACACACGCACCUCACGCCCCUACUCUCCUCACCACCAUCAGCCCUGGUCGUCUGGACGACGCAAAGCCAACACCAGGCGCCAUAGCAACAGCAACAUGUCCAGCAGGAUAGCUCUUCCCUGGAGUUGCCAUGGAAACCCGAGCUGCCCUCCGACCUUGUGAUGACAUAGGAAAGAGAAAAAGAGUGAGAGGGAGAAAGUCCCAGUUGGUAUUAGAUAGAACCUUGCGGCCCCGCGCUCCUGUGGGGAAAACAAUCUGUGAAUACCUAGGUUACCCCAUUGGCUCACAGUGAAAACUAGACUUUUUUCAAACGCAAUUUUUUGUUUUAGUCAAUUGUAAAACAUUUUCAACAUUGCCAGCUCCAGUACAUAGCCUACUUGGACACCGGGUCGCCACAUUUCCCACUCUCCCAUGCCGAAUAGACUGAAGCCACAGGGCUCUUCUCGCAGGCUCUAUUUCCCUAUGUGGGAUCAUUGCGAACCGUAAAUCGGGAUUUUUGACCUGGUUACCUGUACAUUGAACAACACAUCAGCUCUUCUGGAUUUUUUGCUAUUUCUGUAUAACUAAAAAUCGACGACGAAGUUGGCUGUUUUACAAUGGGAAUAUGAAAUAAUAUUUGUGGGCGUGGCCAAGGCGAAUUCCUUCUUAUUACGUGAAUAACGACUCGGAGUAUGGAGUGGUUUUUGAGAGAGAGGGAGAAGAGCCGGACUGAAAAUGUAUGAUAGAUAGAGAAAAAUAAAGGGCUCCCAUUUGUACGUCAUUGUCUGUCCUUCUGAAUGGCUGAAUAGGAGAAAUAAGCUGUCCAUUUUGCCAUUGAUGGCUGGGACUCACUUGAUCUGACUGCACAAGGAUUCUUCAAAAAGACAACUGUGCCCUCCCAACUGUGCCCUCCUAAAAUAGUCAAAAAGGUUUAUUCACGGGAACGUUCUAAAGUCAAGAAUACAAAACAAUUCAUUUUAUACUGACUUCUCACGCCCACACAUUCACACAACCAUACGCACACACAUACACACACACAACCUUACGCACACACAUACAACACACAGAUGCACACAAUGUCCUGCUACGCACAAUGUCCUGUCUCACUACCCAGCCGACAGAGAUUAGUGACCUUGUCCUUGGAAAAGAUUACCAACUUGAUCCUCUCUGUGUAAAAAUGAAAAACUGCUAUUGGGUAAACUAUAUCAACUUAAAUAUAAAGUUGAAUCCCCCCUUUCAUAAAAAGAGCGUAGUAAGACACCAAUUUUUUUUUGUUCACGUUAUUGUUCAUAAUUGUCGGUUACACUGUAAUACAAUAAUUGUCAGCCCUUGAUAGUUGAGAAUUAUCUGUUAAUUGAAUGAUUAGAAUAUUCCGCCCUGAAACAUAUAAUUGUAUGGAAUUGAUUAGAAUGUAUUAAAUCAUAAUCAAUAAAUGUGUAGUCCUAGUCAGAAUUAGGGUAAAGACCAUACGUCUUUAUGGUAUUUUAAACAGAGACUGUCUGAGCUUGGUGCCGACCUGACUAGAGAUUUGGGAGAGAACGGGGAGUAUUUUCCAAGGACAAGGUCACUAAUCUCUGUCGGCUGGGUAGUGAGACAGUGUGUGCGUAGCAGGACAUUGUGUGCAUCUGUUUGUGUGUAUGUGUGUGCGUAUGGUUGUGUGUAUGAGAGGAUCAAGUUGGUAAUCUUUUCCGGGCAGAACGGCAUGGUGGGAGGAGAAGCAUAAUUUCCAGGCAUUCAAAACCAUUUGUUUUUGAGACAGGGGUGUCACCACAGCUGUGUUGUAUUCAUUAGGUAUGUCGUAGGUCAUUUUCAAAGAUGAAUUAUGAUGCUUUACAAGCUAAUACAUUUUUUACAAACAUGACAAUUAUGACAAUAACUGUGGCCAUUUGCAUGGCAAUUAAUUGUUACCCAAAAUUCCAUAAUCGUCACAGCCGUAUUUCUAUGUCUUUUCUUGACAGCUUUGUUUUGCAACGUUUUGUGGUCACUCGAAUGAGAUCGGAAUCAUAUUUAUGUCUUUGUGUAAGUAUGUUUUGAAAUAAUAUAUGUUUUGUUUGUUUAAUUGUCUUGAACUUUGUAGAUAUGUAGAAUAUGUUUCAAAUUGUUUUUCUAAAGCAAUACUUUUCAGUUUGUCUGUCAAUGCAGUGGAAUGUUUUAACUCUAUAUUUUUCUAGGAAAUACAUUAUAAAGAGAUUAUUCUGAAAACA